AUGCGCGACACCGUCCGGGACAGCGACGCCGGCUCUGGCCUCCUAUCAAUGAGCGCGCUGUGCUGGGUGGUGAAGAGGAUGGAUCGCCUGACCGGCGACGACCGUCGCAGUGCGACCAGCAUGGACAAGGUCCUCGUUUCGGGGUUGAAGGAGCAGCGGAUUCGGAUGAUGACAUACAGCAAGGAACACGUCGCACGCAGACGGUCAGGCCAUGUCGGAGUUGGUGCCGAUGCCUGUGACGACGACGCCGCGGAGCCCCCUUCGGCAUCCCAAGCAGUCGGUGUCGCCGACACCAGCGGAGAGGCCGGAGACGGCGUCGACAAGGCAGAUGAGGAGGCAGAAAGGGCUGUGGCGAGGACAGCGGAUCAGGAAAAGGAGGAGGAGGAGGAUGACACCGACGAUCAGGAUGAUAACGAGGAGGAUCGUGAGGAGCGUGAGCAGGGGCAUGGGCAGGAGGAGGAGGAGGAGGAGGAGGAGGAGGAGGAGGAGGAGGAGGAGGAGGAGGAGGAGGAGGAGGAGGAGGAGGAGGACGAGGAGGAGGAGGAUGAGGAGGAGGAUGAGGCGGACAAGGAGGCGGCGGCGGCGGAGGCCGUGGAGCAAAGUUUCGGGUCGGUGGAGCAGGUGGCGGAGGGGGAGAAGCAGCAAGAGGGGGAGGAGGAGGUAGAGUUCCCCUGGGUCGAAUUCGAGAUGGAGGAUGUUGAGGGAGCGGCGGCGGUGGCCGUGGAGGGAGCGGCGGCGGCCGUGGAGGGAACGGGUGGGAUGUCGGCGGAUGUUGUGUACGUGCGAGGGGAGGGUGCCGAUGCGGAGAAUGUCGGCGUGGAGGAGGCGCACGUGGUCGGCAAUGUGGUUGGCGACGCGAAGGAGGAGGAUAACGUCGCGGCCCCGACGCCGACGGGCGUGGAGACCACCACAGGGAACGCAGGGGUGGAACGCCGGGGUGGAGCGGUAGAGGCGGGCCGUCAACCGGGUUCCUCAGCAGCUGGUCGGCAGGCAACGCCGGCCGUCGUCGCGCAGCUGCGACAGGAGAACAUGUGGAUGAGGGCAGAAAAUGCUCGACUCGAGACGGCGCUCGGAGUGGAGAGGGGUCGGGUGGACAGGUUCGCGAUGGGGAUUGGCCACCUCGUGGACAAGCUCAGGUCGUUGGCCGACCAGGUCGCCGCCUCCGACCAGGACGCGUCGAGUCGGCUGAUGGACGCGUCCUUGACCAUGGCGACGACCGUGACGGAGAACAUCACCGCCAACAUGGGUGAAGCAUGGGAGGCGAUGAAGGCGUACGCCGAGAGGGCGGAGAGCUGGUUGGACGAUCUAGAGAAUCCGAGGGGUUUAUGGCGGUGCAACGUGAUCGGCCAUCUGGCGCCUGGUCGGCAUGGGUCGUCGCCGUCGGACAACGAGGCCGACAAGAAGGGUGCGAAAAGGGCGGGCGGUGGAGAUGAUGCGUUGAGCUCGAAGCGGAGCAAGGGAGCCGAUGGGAGCCGCGGCGUCGGCCAGGCGGGUCCAGGCGGCUCGCGGGGCAAGGGAGCCGAUGGGAGCGGAGGUACGAGCGUGGUCGACCAGCUGAAGAAGAACGGGGCCAAGGUGAUAAGGACGCACAGCAAGGGCGAUGGAAUCAGGAGUGCGGAGGGGGGCCCUGCCGACCAGGUUGCCGCUCAAGAGGCUGGACCAACAGCCCCGCCAUUGGUGGCCGAGAAGCCGGCCAGUCUAGCGACCGCACCAACGGCGAUAGAUGGCGGCGCCAAAACCGUCAAGGGACCGUCCGUCGGAGUGGCGGGGACCACGUCGAUCCCCCGCAAACCCCCUGCGGCUAGCAGCGCGCCGGUCGCCCCGUCAGCCGCCAACAACGAUGGGCCGUCCCUUGCGGCUACUCCAGCACAAGCAGGCACGUCUGCCGCCAAGGUUGACGCGGUGGAUGCUGCGGCUAACCGCGCUGGUCCGUCCGCCCCAAAGGCGAACGCGCUCAGGGAGAUGCUCGGCCGCAUGGAGACCCAUCGACAGGACUUGCAGCAGCCUCCCGUGGUCGGUACCGCGCCGGCCACAACAGCACGUCGCUCGGUCACUCCCCAGGUCGCCGCCACAACGUCCAGUGCCCCACCUAGCGCGCCUAUCAUCGCCGCCCGUCCUCCUGUGGACCCAAAGUCCGCGUUGCUUCGCGCCCGCUGCACACACACUCGGUGCGGCUACUUCGAGGCGGUGGCGGAGAAGGGCGUGAGUGCAGCGCUAGCCACGGGCGGCAGAUCAGUUGACCCUGCACAGGCGGCGAAGGACCACAACGACGCCGAUAUCGCUGCCAUCCAGGACCUGUUGGAAGCGGUAAACCGCCCCAAGCAGCCCCCUGUGCUGGCCAUCUUGGACUCGGCGAGUCCCACCGGCUGUACAGCGGAGCCAAAGACGACCACUGCUGCGGUCGGAGCGGGAAAGUCGAAACGGAAGGGGACGGUCGACGCAGGGAAAGCGAGGCCGAGCUCGAAGAAGAAAACACGGGCGACAUCGGCGAUGGUGAAGUCGGUGCAGAAAGGACAGGGGAUGUCGACGGCGAUGUUGGAGAAGGAGAAGGAGGAGGAGAUGGAGAAGAAGGAGGAGGAGGAGAAGGAGAAGGAGAAGGAGAAGAAGGAGGAGAAGGAGAAGGAGAAGGAGGAGGAGGAGAAGGAGAAGGAGGAGGAGAAGGAGAAGGAGAAGAAGGAGGAGGAGGAGAAGGAGAAGGAGGAGAAGGAGAAGGAGAAGGAGGAGGAGGAGGAGAAGGUGGAGGAGGCGGAGGUGGGGGAGGAGGAGAAGGAGAAGGAGGAGGAGGAGGAGAAGGAGGAGGAGGAGGAGGAGAAGACGCUGGAGGAGGAGGAGGCGGCGACGGAGGAGGAGAAGGUGAAGGUGAAAGUGAAAGAACGGAAGGGUCAUGGCAUCCGCCACGACACCACGGGCGACAAGCAAGGGUGGGUGGGCGAGAUUAAGGUGGUCGGGAACGAGAGCAGAUACAUCGGCAAGUCCCGCGACAAGAUGGAGCUGGCGUACCUUCACUCGAUUGUGUACCUCCUGUACGACGGUUACGUCAGCAAGAUCCUCAUGGCCGAGCUCACCGGCUUGGAGGAAACAGUGAUGAAGCAGUGGAGGGCGGUGUGGAAGGAAGUCCGGUUCUUGCCGACUGGGAUGUGGACGGUGAUAUGGGCACGGGGCGCGUUCCUCCCCAAGACACGGUUCGAUGAUAUCCUCGGGAAGUAUCGAGCGUACAAGACAUCAGGCGAUGCGCACCACGAUGCGCUUUUGCCCGCGAUCUGGUUCCCCGUCGAUGCCGACAAGUCGGAUGCAAUGAUGUCGGCCAUGAUUGAUCGCGUGUCCAUGUGCGCGGCGUAUGGGAUGGUCGCUGCAUCCGCGGCGAGAAUGGAGGGCGACACGGAUCAGAAGACGGCGAAGGUCGCACAAGCGCUGUCGGCCUCCGCUUGCGCCCUGUGGUGCUUAGUCGAUGGCGACGGCGCCCAGGUGGCUGAUGCCGUCCGCGAAGGGAAGGCGGCGGCGAUGUUGGUCGGCGCCAGCGAGACUACCGCCGCCGAGUUCAAGAAGGUCAUGACGGCGGUGCUGGAGGCCGCGAUCAGCAGGCAGCAACCCCUUGGGGAGGUUGCGCACAACGUCGCACCGGCGCUGGAGUCCACCGCUCUGGCCAAAGCCUAUCCGGGGUUGGAUGUUGAAGCCGAGGCCAAACUGAUCGCACGAGCGACGGUGGAAACCCUCGCGUUCUGGGGAAUGUGCCCCGUGGAUGGGCCGAAACUCAGGAAGAUCGGCAUCGCGGUGCCGCUUGACGCGCAUAUGGAGUACGACAUCGAACACAGGGGGAGGAAGAGGCCGAGGGGCAAGCAGGGCAAGGACAGCUCGGGGAAGAAGGGGAAGAAGGGCAGAGCGGGCAAGGACAGCACGGCGGCGUAG
Messenger RNA from Closterium sp. NIES-65, 3906 nucleotides. The record is from the annotation of a GenBank genome assembly. NCBI's taxonomy places the organism in Eukaryota, Viridiplantae, Streptophyta, Zygnematophyceae, Desmidiales, Closteriaceae.